Spodoptera exigua (beet armyworm) is the source of this 2859-nucleotide messenger RNA. The record is from the annotation of a GenBank genome assembly. Lineage: Eukaryota; Metazoa; Arthropoda; Insecta; Lepidoptera; Noctuidae.
AUGUGGCAAGUGCGGCGCCGGCGGCGGCGGCCCACCUUGAGUGAGCAGGUUCACCGGCUGAUCCCGCCGCGCGCCUCUGCGCUCAGUUCUCGCCAGUCGAGUCGAGUGAGCGCUCCGACAGCGAAUAUGGCUGGCCCGAAGACGGUGUGCUUGUGCGCGUGUGUUAUUUUGUUUACUGUAGCGGCUGAGGCCGCCCUCUCUGGGUUGUAUAUCGACAAUGGCGUGGAUCAAACUGUCAUACAUCACUCGAUGACAAGACAUGAACGGAUGGUGGUAGAACAUGAGAUACUAGAACUUUUAGGUCUUGGAGAGAGGCCACGUCGAGCUCGAGCGCCUCCUCUGGACCGUUCGGCGCCCAGUUUCUUGUUGGACGUUUACAAGCAGCUUGCUGAAGAACAUGAACAGGCUCGCCCUACUCGUAGCUCGGAGAUGGCUCUUAGCGGUGAUGAGCAGCAUGCCAUUGACGAGAGUGACCUCAUCAUGACCUUUCAAAGCAAGAGGCAUCAUUUGGGAGCAUUACGUCACGGUCACGGCCGACAUGUCUGGUUCGAAGUGACGGGAGCGCCUGGAGAUGCGUCUUCGCUUCUUUCGGCGGAACUGCGUUUACAUCAAGCGCCUACACACACAGAGGACCCAACCGCCCUUUACACAGUCGUUGCUCACAGGGUCAUCAGCGUGGAUAAUUUAGGGAGUUUGCAAAUGGAGAAGGUGGCCGCGGUGAACACGAGUGCUGGUGCCGAGGGCUGGUUGGAGCUAAACGUCACGAGUGCGCUGGGGGCGUGGCUCUCAUCACCAGCAGAUAAUCGAGGCUUCUUUAUCACGCUGCAUCCCCACUCGCAGCCAGAACGUCACGUAAAGCCUGAAGAGAUUGGUUUGGAGGAACCUCGUGGGGUUAUUGUUGAGGGAAAGCAGCCGUUCGUAGUGGCAUUUUUUAAGAGCGGACCAAAGCUUGCUGGCGCUGACGUAGGCGCUCGGAGGAAACGUGAGGCGAGGCGGUGGCGCUCCCACGGAUAUUCCGAGAACUACCUUAGGAAUCCACUUACAGAUACAUCUCAUUGGACUACAAGAAGCUGUGAGAUCCAGACAUUGUAUGUCAGUUUUAAGGACUUAGAAUGGCAGGACUGGAUCAUAGCUCCGGAUGGUUACGGUGCGUUCUACUGCAGCGGUGAGUGCAACUUCCCUCUGAACGCGCACAAGAAUGCAACAAAUCACGCCAUCGUACAAACCCUUGUACAUCUACUAAAUCCUACGAAGGUUCCGAAGCCAUCGUGUGCACCGAUCAAGUUGUCACCGAUAUCAGUGUUGUACUACACGGAUGACUCCAACGUGAUCUUGCGCAAAUACAAAAACAUGGUAGUCAAGAGCUGCGGCUGCCACUGAUUAAGAAAAUACUGUAUUUAACGAAACACUAGUCUCUUAACAUUACGCUUCUAAGUAAAUUUUAGCAGAAGCUGUAGUUUACUCAAUAAUUAGAAUAGGUCUGUAUAUUAUUUAAGCAAACGUUUCGAUUUAUUAAAAUAAAAGAAAUAUAAUUUGCAUCAGUCAAUUAACAAACUUAUCUCGACUGUUAAGUACCGAACCAAGAUAUGUAGAUAGUCUCAAUUUAAAUAAUCGUGACAAAAUGUGAUUUAACAUUAUCGUGUUGGUGCCAAUUGUAUGUAAAGUUCAAAAAAACCUAUAAAAGUUUGUUACCAUCUUUAAUGCGAUUUUUGAAUUAAUAAUGUGAUGUGAACAUUCUAUUGAUCGUGAUAAUAUCAGGCAUAGACAACGUAUAGUCUUUUCUAUUUAUGUCACAGAAACAAGGAAAGAGUUUAAUGUGCAAUAAGACCUUAUUGCUUGGAUACAAAAUUAACAUUUUUAUAACUGUAAACAUUAAUUCACUCAUGCUUCCAAAAAGUCGGAACGUUGUUUUGUAUUCUGUUUUAAUUUGAAUCAUUUCAAGCUAUUCAUGAUUGUACUCUUUUAUUAUGUAUUUUAAAUAUGUACCUGUAAACGUUUAAUAUGAAAGAACUGAUCUAGUGUUUUAGUGAUUAAUAUGUAGAUCUGUUAUUUUUGUAAAAAUAUAAAAUGAAAUUAACGUUUAUACUUAGCGACAUAUUAUUAUUAUGCUUAAUUAAUAUAUUAUAUUGCUUUAAUUAACUUUUAUUACUUACGAAAGAAUGAUUAAAGAACUUUGUCAUCGUAGUUGUAACACACAAAAAUAUACUUAAUUACACAUACUUACACCUUGGCCUGUUGCUGUAAUUCUAUAAAAACUCCGUCCUUUUCUUUUCUGGUUGGAUUUUAAAGUAUACUAUUUUUUGUUUUCUGGUUUUUGUUUCAGUGAAAGUUGUUUUCACUUCUCGAACAAAAAUCGGAUUAUUUAUGAAUAUACGAUAUGUAUGUACUAUAUGUUUUUACUUAGUCGGAAUCCUGAUUAUGACUUUGCAAUGUACCUAUUUACUAGUUGGAAAAACACGCAUUGAUGACGUUCAAAGGGGUUGCUGAAAAAAUAUAUUAGCUUUUUAAAAAUUAUUCUUUUGCAUAAAGAUAGAAAGCAUUCUAAUAAAUACGACUCGUAGUAGUACGUCUAAAUUAAUUGAGUUGUUGUCACGCGUUGUCAAAUUAAGUAAUUCUGGCAAAUUAUUUAAUAUACAUAUUAUGUGCACCUCACCCUACUCGUUCGGGAAUAAAAUAUAUUUAUAACUAUAAAAUAAUGUUUAAUGUGUUAUAAUAAUGCCAUCUAUAGUUAAGCAAAUCGAAACAAUUUGUACCUAUCUUAUGUUAGCUGCCUAAGUAAUUUAUGUGCCAAUUCAGUAAGCCAGUUUUUAUGAAUAUUUACAUGUCGUAGCUUUGAUUAUUUUGUACAAUGAAUUUAAG